Molecule: messenger RNA, 4141 nt
Organism: Ictalurus furcatus (blue catfish)
Lineage: Eukaryota; Metazoa; Chordata; Actinopteri; Siluriformes; Ictaluridae
Product: sialomucin core protein 24-like
Exons: 4
Coding region: 2754-3647 (297 amino acids)
Source: RefSeq, a predicted model, not a curated record
UAUUUAUUAUUAUUAUUAUUAUUAUUAUUUUAUCUUGAAUUGAAUUAAGCAUUAUUUGUAAUACAAUAUUCAAAGACUGACUGUAGGCAGCACUGUGGGCCAAUGUUUUGAAUUGCCCCCUGACAUGUGUUUGUGUGAGAGAGAGACCCUUUAAUGGUGUCUUAUCCAUUAUAUAUAGUCUUAUAUAUUUCCUGCCUCAUGCUUAGCACUCCAGCGAUAGGCUCCAGAUUCACCAGACCAGGAUAAAGCAGUUAUAGUAGAUGAAUGAAUGAAUGAAUUAGAGAUGCACCAAUACAAAAUUUCUCAGCCGAUACCGAUAGCUUAUUCAGAAUGAUACCGGCCGAUACCAAUACCAAUAGUUUGGUGGUUCUGCCUUUUAUACCUUCUUUUAAAUUAAUAAUAAUUAAUUCCACAAUUCGAAAGGAAAUGCAAAUAAAAACUUUAUUCUCUCAAUUUAAACAAGUUGUUUCACAGUAACUGGUCUCAUAAACAGAAAACACAUUACUCAAAUUAACAUUAACACAUGUACUAAAUUCUGAAGAUUGAAUUAAGAUUUUUUAACUUAUUGAAUGUUAUUAAUUCAUAUUAACAGAAUUAAUUGACUGAAUUCUAAAAAACUUCCCGUUAGUCUCACAUUCACUCACCACAAACGAAAGUAUUUCUACUUCAUCAUUAAACAUGAAACUGGUAAUAUAUAAUAUAAUUUUUAUUUUUUGAUGAUAUUAACUCAUUAACAUUAGCUGGAUAUGAAAUAUACUACUCUACAAAUAUAUUUUUUUCUGUGCAAUAUAUACCCUUUUUGUCAACACAUCUUCAUUUAAAUCUUUCAACCGUGUACUGGUGCUUUAAUUCAGCUCGAGCAGCGCGGCAAUUUUUUUUUUUACAAAAUUAGACUUAACGCCGAAACUCCUGCUACACUGCUGCAGUGUCCGGUGUAAAAGCACUCAUUCAUCAACAUGCACGCCGAAAAAAAUACGCACUGCUUCUGCUCUGCUACAGCAUGCAGUGUAAAAUCUUAGCAGUGCAGAGCUUACAAACUGCAGUUUUGUCGUCAUUGUCACCCAAUUCUAAGUAAUUUCACACGAGACAUCUUUACACACAGCACGAAUUCAGUGUUUUCCCACGCUCUUUUGAUUGACAGGAAAUAAUCGGUCUUAAUCAUCGGAUGUUUUUAAACGUGAAAAACUUUAUCGCCCGAUACAUCGGUGCAUCUCUAGAAUGAAUAAAGUGAUUGCAAAUGUUUUAGUAAUUAUACAAUUAAAACAUAAAAAUACAAGUAAAUUUGGAGAUCAUUUUGUAAUUAUAUAAGUAAAAUAAUGUGCUGUACAUGCAGUUAUAAAACGGGAACCUCUAUUAAGAAUCCACUACGAAAACAUACACAAGCACAGUACAAACACUCAAGGGUUAAACACUGGAGCUGACUGCACCUGUUUCCUUAUCAACUUAACCACACAGGAAGGAGCAUGGGAAGGUUACGCCCACUUACAUGCCUGUGUGAUGUAAUACUCCAUUCUUCAGGGAGUGGAAAAUAUAUAGAGCUCACUGAAAAACAAUAAUCACUACAUGAUUACAUUGUGGUUUUAUUAUUUGGAGUCACUUCCAUCCAAAGGUUAGGGCACAAAGGACAUCUGGAUAGCCAUGGCAAUAAAUUGCUUUUGAAGUGUUCUCUUUUGAUUGCACUUUCCUUGGCUCUACACAUUUUUACCAGUCCAGCAACCACCCAUAAUACAAUGGAACACCACUGACCAACAGCCUUAGUAAAUCAGUCUUAUAUGUUAAAACUCAAAAUAAGCUUGAAUAAUUUUAUUUCAUGGAAAGAAUAAGAAGUUAAACAACAGUAUGGAACAGUAACAAGGAAUGAUACUUAAAAAUGUAACAACAUUUAAAUAUUUUAAAAAUGUGUGAACACACACAAGCAAACAACUUAGGGAUAAUGGACCCUGAAAAUAUAUUUCUCUUUCUAUAUAUAAUACCUUUCCUUUUAUAAAUAUGAUCUAAUACGUUCUCGAAUUAAAACGAACAGGAGAAGCAAUAACAAAUCUAGUGUCUAAGUGAUUAAGUUAGACAAUGCAACAGUGGUUAAGCAAAUAUUUUUCCAGUGACUUUUUUCUUUUUCUUGUCUGUACUGGUAAUGGUAGUCCAAUCUGCAUCCCACAUCCACUUCAAAGCUGAAACGCGGACGGUCAGGUGUCCACAUACUUUUGGGCAUAUAGUGUAUUUCACUAAGGUGUGGGUGUGAUUGGUCAAGUGUCCACAAAUAUUGGCAAUUUAAUAUAGAUAUCUAGUUAAAAUGUCCAUGCAGCGGGGGCAACGCGGCUUACAGGUUAGCAUGUUUGCCUCCAACUUCUGGCCCACAGGUUCGAAUCCCUCCUCCACCCUGCAAGCAUGGAGCUUGCAUGUUCUCCUUGUGCUUUGGGGGUUUCCUCCGAGUACCCUGUUUUUCUCCCCCAGUCCAAAGACAUGUGUUGUAGGCUGAUUGACAUUUUCCAAAUUUUCCAUAGUGUGUGAACUUGUGCGAUUGUGCCCUACAAUUGGUUGGCAUCCCUUCCAGAGUGUCCCCUGCCUUGUGCCCCGAGUACCCUGGAACAGACUCCAGGCUCGAUCGUGACCCUGUGUAGGAUAAGUAGUAUGGAAAAUGGAUGGAUGACCAUGCAGAAGUAAUUAACAUAACUUUAUAGCUUUAAUAUAACUAUACAAUUCUUGUUAUUUUUAUUUUUAUUUUUUUAAAGGGCACAAAGGACAUCUGGAUAGCCAUGGAUCUGUGCAAUAAAUUGCUUUUGAAGUGUUCUCUUUUGAUUGCACUUUCCUUGGCUCUACACAUUUUUACCAGUCCAGCAACCACCCAUAAUGCAAUGGAAACAACUGGGCACAAAACAACAAGAAACAACAGAAAAGCCACAACACAACAGGAAAACAAUAUUUCUAACUCAUAUAAUAAUUCAUCUAUUAACGCCAAUGGAAAUACUUCAAAUAACAGCUCAACAAUUUCAAACAGGCAUAACAGUACAAACAGCACAGUUUCUGACAGCACACACCACAACUCAACAGUGCCAAGCCCAAGAGCAGAGAUUACAACACAUCAGAUAAAUGUAUCUGCCACUGAAACAAACUUUGCAACGCAGUUUGCUUCUGCUCCCACAAGAGCAGAAGUCUCAACAACACUCAGACCUCCAGUAUCCACUGUGCAUAGCACAUCCAAGUCCACUCCUGCAUACUUUACCACAGGAACAACUAUUGGCAACAAAACAAGCAACGAAACUGCUGCAGGUGCUGGUCUGAAUAAUUCAGAAACGUCCCUGACCAUUUUGUUCAGUGUAGUGCUCGGUGUGAUAAUUCUAAUAAUUUUGGGGCUAUCUGUCUACAAAAUGACCAGGAGCAAAUGGGCUAAGUAUUCUCACCAUCCUCUUCAUAAUGAAGAUACAGGUAGGCAGUUCAUGGUAACAGAUGACACUCUAGUGAUUUCAGGAGGGCUCUAUGAUGGACCUCAGAUCUACAACUCCACGGUAACUGUGCUGAACGAAGACCACAUGUUUACCUACACACCUACUCAGUUCAGACUGGAGUUCUUGCAUGAGGACCCAACAACAGACCAUAAACAUGAGGCUACAACCUUUAAAACUUUCAACACCACUGACCAACAGCCUUAAUAAAUCAGUCAUGCAUGUUAAAACUCAUAAUAAUCUUGAAUAAUUUUAUUUCUUGUAAAGAAUAACAGAUGAAACAACAGUAUGGAACAGUAACAAGGAAUGAUACAUAAAAACGUAACAACAUUUAAAUAAUUAACAAAUGUGUGAACACACACAAGCAAACAAAUUGGGGAUAAAGUACCCUGAAAAUAUAUUUCUCUUUCUAUAUUAAUAUAUUAAUAACUUUCCCUUUAUAAAUAUGAUCUAAUACGUUGUUGAAUUAAAACGAACAGGAGAACCAAUAUCAAGUCUAAUGUUAUGUGAUUAAGUUAGACAGUGUAAAAGUGGUUAAGCAAAUAUUUUUUCAGUGACUUUUUUCUUUUUCUUGUCUGAACUGGUAAUGGUAGUCCAACCUGCGUCCCGCAUUCUCUUCAUAGCUGCCAGUUUUAAUGCUGCUCCUGGAGACUUAUAAACAGCAGAACUCUGUACCUGUAAAUAAACAACAUUGGAACAUU